Molecule: messenger RNA, 1176 nt
Organism: Adineta steineri
Lineage: Eukaryota; Metazoa; Rotifera; Eurotatoria; Adinetida; Adinetidae
Source: the annotation of a GenBank genome assembly
AUGUCGGAAGUAGCUGUUCCAUCGUUAACAACAAUUCCAGUAGAGCUCGUGUAUCGAAUUCUCGAUGAAAUGACUCCAAAAUGUAUCAUGCUAAGUUUAGGUGGUGUCUGCCAGAGACUGAAUGAUAUCACAGAUACAUAUGCACCAUAUCAGGAAUUCAAUCAUAUCUUCUUGAAAGCAGGAGGAAUGGAUCUUGAGGGGUUUGCACCAUUGGCUAAUGCUCUGAAAUUCAAUCAAACAGUAACGAAGUUUGAGUUCAUAGGUGAUCAUAUCGACAGAACAGGUGCUGAAAUGUUGGCUAACGCAUUGUGCAUCAAUCGAACAAUAUCUAUCAUUCACAUUAAAACUAACCGUUUCGACCCUGAAGGAGUGAGAGCAUUGGGUAAUUCGUUAAGGUUUAAUCAGGGUGUAACAACGGUCGAUCUCGAUACUUGUACAGCCGGUGCCGAGGGUGCUGAAGAAUUUUUUCGUGCAUUGACAAUCAAUAGAACAUUGAGGGAUCUCGAUUUGGAAGUGAAUUACCUAUGUGACGACGGUACACGACAAUUAGCAGAAGCAUUGAAAGUCAACAAAACGCUCAUAACACUGAGAAUCUGCCAUAAUUGGAUUGGUUCAGAAGGACUUCAAGCCAUAGCAGAAGCCUUGAAAGUCAACAGAACACUGAAGACUCUAUCAUUUCAUAAUGAAAGUGUUGUGAAGGAAGGUGCUAUUGCCUUAGCAGAAGCGCUGAAAGUCAAUGAUACACUGACAUCGAUCGAAAUUAGCUGGGGUGGAACUGACACACCAGGUAUCAAAGCACUAGCUGAAGCAUUGAAAUUUAACAGCGGAUUGAAAAACAUAGAUCUAGAAAAUAGUCACAUGGCUCCGGUAGGUAUUCAAGCUCUUGCCGAAGCAUUGAAGAUCAAUCGGGUACUGACAGACAUAUCUCUCGGAAGCAGUACAAUAUGUGCACUAGGUACUAAAGCGCUAGCCGAAGCAUUGAUGACGAAUCAGGGAUUGACAACAAUUGAUCUGGAAAACAACGAGAUUGAUCCUGAAGGUGCUCAAAGUUUUGCACAAGCAUUACAGAUCAAUCAAACACUGAAGAAAGUGAAACUGGGUUCAAACAAAAUCGGUGAUGAAGGUUCUAAAGCUUUGAAAGCUAUUACAAGAGAUGGUCUUGAACUCAGCUUCUAG